GGGAGGCAGGGCCAGUCGGCGGGCUCCGCGCAGCUGCUCCUGUUCGGGCCGGGCGCAGGCGCUGUAGCUUGUUCCCCUGCGGGAAGCGGGUUCCGACCCGCAAGGCUCUGUCAAUGAGCUGCGAGCAGGUUGUUGCGCUGUACUUUGCCAGGAGCGCUGAAUUGGCAGGUGUUCGCUCUGAGAUUAUUUCUGUACCGCAACAAUUAACCUCUCUACAGCUGUGGGAAGAAAUUGUGAAAAGGCAUCCAAGACUUGCUGCCAUUCAGGAUCAAGUAGUUUUCGCUGUUCGCCAGGAAUACGUGAUUCUUGGUGAUCAGCUUCUGGUCCUGCAGUCAGGUGACGAGGUUGCCAUUAUCCCACCUAUCAGCGGGGGCUAACGCCAGGCAAACACACUUGGGGUCUAGUGAUUUGUGGAUGACUUUCCCCUUCCGCUAGAACUCUUUGAGAGGGUGUAACAUGCAUCCCCUGCAGUAGACGGCCGUGUUGC
This is a messenger RNA of Gopherus evgoodei (Goodes thornscrub tortoise), 487 nucleotides long. RefSeq names its product molybdenum cofactor synthesis 2 (gene MOCS2). The record is from RefSeq and is a predicted model, not a curated record. NCBI's taxonomy places the organism in Eukaryota, Metazoa, Chordata, Testudines, Testudinidae. The transcript is spliced from 4 exons. Gene Ontology annotation, cellular component: cytosol. Gene Ontology annotation, biological process: Mo-molybdopterin cofactor biosynthetic process. Bases 114 to 377 code for a protein of 87 amino acids.